Messenger RNA from Wasmannia auropunctata (little fire ant), 1094 nucleotides. RefSeq lists its product as uncharacterized. The transcript has 3 exons. The record is from RefSeq and is a predicted model, not a curated record. Lineage: Eukaryota; Metazoa; Arthropoda; Insecta; Hymenoptera; Formicidae. The coding region runs from base 551 to 1006 and encodes 151 amino acids.
AUAAAAUCGUGGACAUUGGCUACGUAGUUCAAUGUUCACUUUCCAGAGGCGCUGAAACCAGCUCAAUCGCCCAUCGCAGCUAAAUCGCGAGAUUCGCGGGCAUGGCCGCUCUCAGGAUCCUCUCUGGUCUUAUGUCAAUGGGACAGGACUAACAGGUCAUAACAGAAAAUUUUCUAACCUAAAAAGUGAUUAAUUUUAAGGAUUAAUAUCUCGGCAUCUUGUUUCGCGGGAUAGAGUGACACUUUUUUCUGCCAGAUUCUUUAAUUUCGUGUAAAAACGCGUUGAAUGAACCUAAUUUCGUCAAAAUUGGAGAUAAUGGGGAUGUCCUGGAUAAUUAUCUUAUUUUGCAGGCCAUAAAAAAUUUAUAGACGGGCUGUGAAUUGCACAUCACUGGUCUAUGGCAUUUUAUUUUCUCGUUAAAUAUUUACAAGAGGAUCAUGACUCGUAGGAAACAUGGUAUUGCUCGAUAGGAAAUCUAAACCGAUGAUGCAGUAACGAAGACUCAGCCAUCGAUCAUGCUCACGUUAAAAGAUUAAGGGAUACAAGUUAAAUGCCCUUGUUACGCAAGGUGCUACUGAGGUUGACAAUCCUCGCGUUAUUCUUGUUAGCUUUAUAUUGCUAUCAGACAUCCGAUGGAGGACGCUGGAUCGUUUCCAACUUGCAAACAAGAAAUGCAAGUUUGGCAAACCUUACGGCUGCCUCAGCAGCGACUGCUUAUUCUGUUAAUUAUAUGUCUUCAACAGCGAGCAUUUUGCCACGAAAUCAGACAAAUUAUUAUAAUGUAUGGUGCAUUUUUACUAAAGUUGCCUCAAAUUCGCCUAUGAGACGCAAAUUCCAAAUAUUCACAGAUUCUUUGCUCAGAUUUACUUCUGUAGACAUUACUUUUCAUGUCAUAAGCGAUGAUGACAGUCAAGACAUAGCUGCGACUGUUAUCAAAAAUGUUAUGAUCAGCACUGGAAAAUUUAUGAAAGUAUGUCCUUUUUUAAUCUUAUUUUUAAUGAAUUAACCCAUCAUUUUGACAUCAAAAUAAUAACAAAUAAUGUCAGCUUAUUACCUGGGAAAUAUAUCAAAACAAAUAGCGUACAUAGAGAUGU